Messenger RNA from Oncorhynchus nerka (sockeye salmon), 758 nucleotides. Its product is annotated as farnesyl pyrophosphate synthase-like. Gene Ontology annotation, biological process: trans, trans-farnesyl diphosphate biosynthetic process. Lineage: Eukaryota; Metazoa; Chordata; Actinopteri; Salmoniformes; Salmonidae. The coding region runs from base 70 to 486 and encodes 138 amino acids. The transcript has 4 exons. Gene Ontology annotation, molecular function: dimethylallyltranstransferase activity; (2E,6E)-farnesyl diphosphate synthase activity. The record is from RefSeq and is a predicted model, not a curated record. Gene Ontology annotation, cellular component: cytoplasm.
GUCAGAUAUAAGGCCAUAGUAAAGUACAAGACUGCCUUCUACUCCUUCUACCUCCCUGUGGCAGCAGCCAUGUACAUGGCGGGCAUCGACAGUGAAGAGGAACACAACCACGCCAAACAUAUCUUACUGGAGAUGGGAGAGUUCUUCCAGAUACAGGAUGACUACCUGGAUUGCUAUGGCGACCCGGCGGUGACAGGGAAGAUUGGAACAGACAUCCAGGACAACAAAUGCGGCUGGCUGGUGGUGACCGCUCUAGGGGUCAUGACCCCGGAACAAAGGGCAGAGCUGGAGUCAUGUUAUGGUCGGCAUGACAGUGUGGAGAAGGUGAAAGCACUGUACAACACCCUACAGAUGCCCACCCUGUACCACCAAUACGAAGACGACAGCUAUCAGCGCUUACAGAAACUCAUCGCGCGUCACGCCCAAAACCUUCCACACGCAGUUUUCCUCAACUUCGCCAAGAAAAUCUACAAGAGAAACAAGUGAAGACUAUGAUGAGAAGACUGUUUUUAUUUAGUGUGUGUUACUGUAGCUGGACUGAGGAGGGCUAGUUGGUGUGGCUGCUUCCAUUUCGGUCCCUUGCCCCUACCCCUUCAGUGAACACCAUGGGGUUAAGGGCUAGGGCAGGGCUCUCCAACCCUGGUCCUGGAGAGCUACCAUCCUGUAGGUUUUCGCUCCAACCCUAAUCUAACACACCUGAUUGUAAUAAGAGUGGAAACCUACAGGAGGGAAGCUCUCCAGGAACCGGAGUUGGGGAG